Molecule: messenger RNA, 1301 nt
Organism: Solea senegalensis (Senegalese sole)
Lineage: Eukaryota; Metazoa; Chordata; Actinopteri; Pleuronectiformes; Soleidae
Product: endonuclease domain-containing 1 protein
Exons: 2
Coding region: 24-947 (307 amino acids)
Molecular function (GO): hydrolase activity; metal ion binding; nucleic acid binding
Source: RefSeq, a predicted model, not a curated record
CCGAAGUAGGACACACUGACGGGAUGUCAUCGACCAUGACGAUGUUAACGCCGUUCGCUUUUGCUUUUCUCAUCAACAGUUUUUUGCCUCCAGUGUUGCCAUCGGUCGUGCAAGAUUUUAACCACGUGGAGAGAUGCAAGGACUCCCUGUACAUGGGGACACCACCGCGGGGCAUCAGUGACAUGAGGCUGAAGAAGAUCUGCCAAAGAUACGCAGACAAACCUCGCUAUGUGACCCUGUACGACCCUCACAAGAGGAUUCCAGUUUACUCAGCGUAUACCUUCAAGAAAACGGAAGGAGACAGACGUGUGGACUACCCUUGGAUGUAUGAGCCACAGCUGGCAGAAAUCGAUGGCAAUGGAAACAUGCUGCCUUUCCCCACCGGCUACCUGCACAUGAAGUUUGAGGACAGCCAGGCCGUCCUGGACGACUAUUCUGACGUGGUUCUCUACGAGAGAGGUCACCUGAACCCAGACCAACACCAGUCCACUCCACAUGACCGGGCUGCCACUUAUACCCUGACUAACGUUGUCCCACAGAUAAGGCAGUUCAACAUUGGCCCCUGGCGCGAGUAUGAGGAGCGGAUCAGGGUCCGUCUCAACAACUUCUGCCGCGGAACUGCCUACAUCGUCACCGGCGUGACCACCAGGGGCAACAUGAUCCGUCGCAACAACCAGGACCGCGUGGCCAUCCCCGAGGAUGUGUGGUCCGCCUACUGCUGCACUGAGUAUGACCGCAACGCACCCCACGUUGUUCGCAUUCGUUUCCCUUCCCACGCAGCAUUGGCCAAAAAUAGCAAAGAGAGCAACAGUGUCCAUGAAAUGACGGUCCAGGAAUUGGAGUUCUAUCUGAAAAACCACAUGGAUGUCGACCAGAACCUGCAGCUCUUUUAUGACAACUGCAUCUCUCCUUCGCCACUUCCUCUUUACUUGCAACACACCAUCUAAAAGCUCUUUCAGUUAGAUAUUUUGUGUGCAUAGGCUGCUUUUUAUUGACAUGUGCUUUUUGUGCCACAUGACGUCUGAUCUGUCAGAAUUCACUGUAAAAUUUCCUUAUGGCUUAAUAAUUCUUGCAUCUCUUAAAACGUGUUUGAGUCUUUGAUGACAACCUUUUUGCUCUUAAUAUCUUACUUCAUGAAAAAAUAAUCAAAUGUAAGCAUAUGACGGGCAGAAUAGUUAAACAAAUGUGGCAGGUUAUGCAAAUUGGCUCAAUAAAAUAUCUUAUUUUGCUGACCUGUACAUCUGUACAUUUUGCAAUGUUUUGCAUAUUAUGCUACAUACUAAACUUGUUUCAAACAUAAU